CCGCCUUUCCCCCCCAGAUGCCGCGUCACUGCUCGGCCGCCGGCUGCUGCACACGGGACACGCGCGAAACGCGCAACCGCGGCAUCUCCUUCCACAGGCUCCCCAAGAAGGACAACCCGCGGCGAGGCCUGUGGUUGCCACGGUGCUGGCUGAUGCCCCCAUAAGCAUGCCCAGGACUGGUCUGCCUCAGGCACUUGCUCGCCACUCAUUCAGGCUGUUUCGCCCACAGUGGGUAUCACAGGCUGAAGGAGGGGGCAGUCCCCACCAUAUUCGAAUCUUUCUCCAAGUCACGCCGGGCCUCCAAGACCAAGGCCCGAAGUUACUCCCUCAGCCCUCUUGACCUCAGCCGGCUCCAGCUAUGCAGGAAACGGUGCUCUGAGAGCCGGGGACCCACAGCUCCGUUUUCUCCACCCCCUCCUGUGGACGUUCCCUGCUUCCCCGUGGAAGAGGCCUCUGCUCCGGCAGCUCUGCCGGCUUCCCCCGCUGGAAGGCUGGAGCCAGGCCUCGGCAGCUCCUUCUCAGACCUCCUGGGACCCCUGGGCGCCCAGGCAGAUGAAGCUGGCUGCAGCACCCAGCCCUCCCCAGAGCGUGAGCCGGAGCGGCAGCCCUCCCCUCUGGAGCCUCGGCCUGUCUCGCCCUCGGCCUACAUGCUGCGCCUGCCACCGCCUGCAGGGGCCUACAUCCAGAGUGAACACAGCUACCAAGUGGGCAGUGCCCUACUCUGGAAGCGGCGGGCAGAGGCGGCCCUCGAUGCCCUAGACAAGGCCCAGCGCCAGCUGCAGGCCUGUAAGCGGCGGGAGCAGCGGCUACGGCUGCGACUGACCAAGCUGCAGCAAGAGCGGGCUCGGGAGAAGCGGGCCCAGGCAGACGCCCGUGAGACUCUGAAGGAGCAUGUGCAAGACUUCGCCAUGCAGCUGGGCAGCAGUGUGGCCUGAGACGGGCAGCGGGCCAACAGGCAACAUCCACCAGGGCCCUGCAUUUCCGACCAGAGGGACCUGAACUGAGCUGUGUCCCCCAGACUUGGCCAGACACCACAAUAAAGUGGCUGCUUGCGAGA
Molecule: messenger RNA, 1057 nt
Organism: Echinops telfairi (small Madagascar hedgehog)
Lineage: Eukaryota; Metazoa; Chordata; Mammalia; Afrosoricida; Tenrecidae
Gene: THAP7
Product: THAP domain containing 7
Exons: 4
Biological process (GO): regulation of DNA-templated transcription
Cellular component (GO): nucleus
Source: RefSeq, a predicted model, not a curated record